AUGGAAAAAAAAAACAAAGUAAUAUUUAUAAUUUCUUUAAAAAUAAAAAAGAUAAUUACAACAACAGUAAUAACUAUGAAGAAUCUUUAGAGCCAUCACAAUCUUUGUCAGGUGUCAUUAGAAAAACAUUUAAACUGGAGGAGAGAAAAUAAUCUUAAAAUAUUAAGAAAAUAUUAUUCAAACUACUUGAAAUUUGCAUUUAUUCAAGAACCUGAUAGUGAUCUGCAUCCACGGCCACUUUGUGUUGUGUGUUCUGACAUAUUAUCCAAUGAUGCUAUGAAACCUUCGAAACUUGCAGACACUUCCAAUCAAAACACAAGAAUCACAAAAAAUAAAAAGCCGUAUACAAUUGGAGAAGACUUAAUUAAGCCUUGCAUGUCACAAGCCGGUGAAGUAGUAUUGCGAAAGCGGUCUAUAAAGAAACUCAAAGAAAUUCCUAUGUCUGCUAAUACUAUCAAACGCAGAAUUGAAGAAAUGGCUGAUAAUAUUGAAAAUCAAGUUAUAAUAAUGGUGAAAAAUUUACCAUUUUACUACAAUACUCAAUAA
Molecule: messenger RNA, 546 nt
Organism: Cinara cedri
Lineage: Eukaryota; Metazoa; Arthropoda; Insecta; Hemiptera; Aphididae
Source: the annotation of a GenBank genome assembly